AUGGGUAUCAAAAUAUUCAUGUUUUCCUUCAUAAUAACCUCAAUACUAUUCUUCUUUCUCUUCAUCCCAACAAGAUUAACCCUUCAAAUCUCAACCAUGAAACCCACCUCUAUGGACUACUUCAACAUCCUAAGAACAAACCAAACCUACCCAGUUACAUUUGCUUACUUGAUCUCAUCCUCCAAAGGAGACACUACAAAACUCAAAAGAUUACUCAAAGUAUUGUACCAUCCAAACAACUACUAUUUGAUUCACAUGGAUUCAGAAGCACCUGAUUCAGAACAUAAAGAUGUUGCAACAUUUGUGGCUAAUGAUCCUGUUUUUAGUCAAGUUGGGAAUGUUUGGAUUGUUGGGAAACCCAAUUUGGUUACAUAUAGAGGACCAACUAUGCUUGCAACUACUCUUCAUGCUAUGGCAAUGCUUCUUAGGACAUGUCAAUGGGAUUGGUUUAUUAAUCUUAGUGCUUCUGAUUAUCCUUUGGUUACACAAGAUGAUCUGAUCCAAGUUUUUUCUGAGGUGCCAAGGGAUUUUAAUUUCAUACAACAUAGUAGUCGUUUGGGUUGGAAACUAAAUAAGAGAGGGAAGCCAAUGAUUAUAGAUCCAGGACUAUAUAGUCUGAAUAAAUCAGAGAUUUGGUGGAUCAUUAAGCAAAGGAAUUUACCAACUUCUUUUAAACUCUACACAGGUUCAGCUUGGACAAUAGUAUCAAGAUCAUUUGCUGAGUAUUGCAUAAUGGGUUGGGAAAAUCUACCAAGAACCCUACUUCUCUACUACACCAAUUUCGUCUCGUCGCCAGAAGGAUAUUUCCAGACAGUAAUAUGCAACUCAGAAGAUUACAGGAACACCACUGUCAACCAUGAUCUUCACUACAUUACUUGGGACAAUCCUCCAAAACAACAUCCUCGGUCUCUAGGACUUAAAGAUUAUAGGAAAAUGGUUAUGAGUUUGCGUCCGUUCGCAAGAAAAUUCAAAAGAAAUGAUCUUGUUCUCGAUAGAGUUGAUAGAGAGCUUCUGAAAAGGUAUAAAGGAGGGUUUUCUUUUGGGGGAUGGUGUUCUGAGGGUGGAAAGAACAAAGCAUGUUCAGGUUUGAGAACUGAGAAUUAUGGUUUGCUUAAACCUGGUCCUGGCUCAAGAAGGCUCAAAAAUUUGUUUAAGAAAAUUCUGUCUGAUAGAUUUUUUCAACGAAUGCAGUGUAGGUGA
Molecule: messenger RNA, 1200 nt
Organism: Lathyrus sativus (Indian pea)
Lineage: Eukaryota; Viridiplantae; Streptophyta; Magnoliopsida; Fabales; Fabaceae
Source: the annotation of a GenBank genome assembly